UGCGAAAAUCGUACGACAACAGUUUGAAAAUUGUGCAGUCGAACAGACAUGAAUAGGGAUACGCAGCAAUAUGCUAACUACGAGGAUCUGAGGCAGUCGGAGGUGCCGGCAGGUUCCAACUCCAUACCCUACAUGAUCAAUAUCCCCAAUGCUGAGCAACAGCCGCGGCCAACCCAGCAGGGAUUCAAAACUUCUGAGAAUGAGCCAGCCGGCUGCUUUGAGUUGGUGGCCAUAAUCCUUUCUGUGGUGGCGUUCAUCCUCACGUUUCCCGUUGCCAUUUUCAUUUGCUUUAAAGUGGUCGCAGAAUAUGAGCGUGCCAUAAUCUUUAGAAUGGGACGGCUGCGCAGUGGCGGAGCUCGAGGUCCCGGAGUCUUCUUCGUGCUACCCUGCAUCGAUGAGUACUGCAAGGUAGACCUGCGCACGGUCACAUUCAAUGUGCCGCAACAGGAGAUGUUGACCAAGGAUUCGGUGACAGUGACUGUGGAUGCAGUCGUCUACUAUCGCAUCAAUGAGCCACUCAGCGCCGUUAUUCAGGUAGCAGAUUAUAGCACAUCGACUCGCCUGCUCGCAGCCACCACUUUGCGCAACAUUGUGGGCACACGCAACCUGUCCGAGCUGCUGACUGAACGUGAAACGCUGGCCCACAACAUGCAGGGAACUUUGGAUGUGGCCACUGAGCCAUGGGGCGUGAUGGUGGAGCGUGUGGAGAUCAAAGAUGUCUCGUUGCCCCAUUCCAUGCAAAGAGCCAUGGCUGCCGAAGCAGAAGCAGCGCGAGACGCACGUGCCAAGGUUAUAGCCGCUGAGGGUGAGAAGAAAUCCGCAGCUGCAUUGAAGGAAGCCUCCGAUGUCAUAUCCUCCAGUCCAUCGGCACUGCAGUUACGUUAUCUGCAAACGCUGAGCAGUAUUUCCGCCGAGAAAAACUCAACGAUUAUCUUUCCCUUGCCCAUGGAGCUAUUGACUCCAUAUCUCGCGAAAUAUGCAGAUAUGAUGCCGCCACAAAAGCAAUAAUCAAUGAGUUUACACUUAUCGUACAUGUUGUAUAUACCACAAUUUGUUUUUACAAUAAAUAAACAUUUGUCUCCAGCA
Messenger RNA from Scaptodrosophila lebanonensis, 1086 nucleotides. It is a transcript of the gene Mec2, whose product is annotated as band 7 protein AGAP004871. Bases 49 to 1008 code for a protein of 319 amino acids. The transcript is spliced from 4 exons. Gene Ontology annotation, cellular component: plasma membrane. The record is from RefSeq and is a predicted model, not a curated record. Lineage: Eukaryota; Metazoa; Arthropoda; Insecta; Diptera; Drosophilidae.